AUGUGGGUAAGAUUGAAAUCUAAGAGACAUGACAAAGUGUAUUAUUUCAACGAGCAAACAAGGGAGAGUAGAUGGGAUAAACCAAAGAAAACAGGGUAUCACAUAUACCACAUAUUAAUAAAGCAUGAAAAAUCCAGAAAACCAGAAGACAUUCCAGUAGAUGAGGCUUUAGAGAGAUGUAAUGAAGUUCUUUCUAUCCUGGAAAGAAACAAAGAGCAUAUGGACGAGGACGAAUUUCUAGCGAGUUUUAAGAGAUUAGCAGCAAAACAUAGCAUGUGCUCAUCUAAAAAGAGAGGUGGCGAUUUAGGACACAUUGUCAAGAACGAGAUGGUCAAAGAAUUUGAGAAAGUUGUCUUUGAAUUGAGAAUCGGUGAAUUUAAAGGGCCCAUUAGCACUACUUGUGGUUAUCACAUAAUUUAUAGAAGGUAA
This is a messenger RNA of Nylanderia fulva, 429 nucleotides long. Lineage: Eukaryota; Metazoa; Arthropoda; Insecta; Hymenoptera; Formicidae. The record is from RefSeq and is a predicted model, not a curated record.